CCUUUCACAGUCUUCACAAACGCUCCUCUGCUCCUGAAUCGUCACCUCAGCUGCCUGUCUGUUGUGUUCAGGAUGGGACAUCUCAGUCUGGUCACUUUGCUAGCAGUGCUGUUCUCCAUUUUUAUGGAAACUGAAGCAAAUCCGUUUGUUUACAACUAUGAACGGCUAAGAAUAGGAGGCCUGGUCUUUACCUGCUUGCUGAUAGUUGGCGCAAUCCUCCUUUUAACCUAUAAUCGCUGCAGCAGAAAAUCCAGUGGAAAAACGAAUAAUGACAGUGAUAUCUGAUCGUGCUCCUGACAAACCAGUUCAGGAAGAGGAGCUGGGAAGCGGCUGGCCGGCGGAGAGACAAUGGUGGGAAGAACAUCAGCUCAGAAGAUCAGGCAUAACCUGAACAGACAUAAAAAAAAAAAAAAAUCAGCAAUCAGAAACCCCAAAUUUAUAUUUUUGAAACAGCACCAUGGGUAAUCAGCCAUGUGUCAUGGUUUAAACUUGUUGAAUCUAAAUAGCCUAUGUGACAUUUACCCCCAACACAAGACUUUAUUUUGUCUAGAUUAAAUGUCUAUUUAGUAACUAUUCCCAUCGAUGUAAACAUUGAUUGAUUAGACAGCAUUGUAUUUUUGCUCUUUCAUAGACAUCACUACAAUGUCGCACUAAAAUCAUGCAGAAUAAUUAUAAGCUUUAUGAAACAGUACCAAUUGCAAUAAGGUGAUAUGUGAUCAGUUACAGAUGCAUUUAGUGAUAUUUGUCCAAGUAUUUAAAGCAUUUGGGAAACAAAUGUCACCAGCUUCUAAUUCUAAUAAACAUCUAUGAUAAAAGUGAA
Molecule: messenger RNA, 820 nt
Organism: Poeciliopsis prolifica (blackstripe livebearer)
Lineage: Eukaryota; Metazoa; Chordata; Actinopteri; Cyprinodontiformes; Poeciliidae
Gene: fxyd11
Product: FXYD domain containing ion transport regulator 11
Exons: 7
Coding region: 73-285 (70 amino acids)
Biological process (GO): regulation of sodium ion transmembrane transporter activity
Cellular component (GO): membrane
Molecular function (GO): sodium channel regulator activity
Source: RefSeq, a predicted model, not a curated record